Molecule: messenger RNA, 335 nt
Organism: Protopolystoma xenopodis
Lineage: Eukaryota; Metazoa; Platyhelminthes; Monogenea; Polystomatidea; Polystomatidae
Source: the annotation of a GenBank genome assembly
UCUCUCCUGGUGCCUUCUUUCCUGAACAUUUGUCCGAGCCUCCUUUGUUAGCAGGCCUCCGAUCAGGUCAAUUUGUCCAGGGUGUUCUGCGUGUGUCAAGAUAUAGAGCAAAUCAGGAGGCAAGUGUUUGCCUUACUGAUGCCAGUACUGUCAAGCAUGUACCGGGAUUGGGAGAACUAAUUGGCACCAGAACGGAAAUUUGUAUUCAUGGUUUACAAGCUCGUAACCGUGCCAUUGAUGGUGAUAUUGUAGUUGUUGCCUUGCUUCCAAAAAAUCAAUGGUCUUCAACUUCAGGCGAUAUCAGCGAACUUGAAAGCAGUAAGCUCAGAAUAUAA